AAAGCAUACAUGUUCCGCGAAUUCUAUGUAGGCGUAAUCGUGGAGAUUCGAGAUGCCUCAACAAACACAAGGCAACGCUAACAAUGACACGAGUUGGAUGGUUGCUAUUGAAACGAUGCUGGAUGCUAUAGGUCACCCAGAAGUUCAAUCAAGUAGCAUCUCCAAGGUCCCAGACAAAAUUCGCAAGCCAAAUGCGGAUGCAUACAUGCCACGUGUUGUCUCCAUCGGACCCUUACAUAGAGGAACUAAAAAUGAUCUCUUAAUGAUGGAACCACAUAAGUGGAGUUACACGGUGAAUCUUCUUAAUCAAACCCAAAUACCAGAAAACACCGUGGUAUCAGCUGGGCCUUCGACGCUGGAAAAUUGUGGCACAGACCUCUUGCAGUUGGACAAUAUAGUUCGUGCAAGCUAUGGGGGAAACAUCCACUCUGAGCCCCACGAGCUAGCGAAAGUUAUGCUAGAUGGUUGUUUCUUGUUAGAAUUUCUUCAGAGGCAUGUGGAAACCUUGAGCAAGGGUAAUAAUCCUAAUCAUGGUGGUGACCCCGUUUUCCAAAGCCAAGACAUGCUCCGGGAUAUUUUGGGUGAUAUGUUACUGCUUGAAAACCAGGUACCCUUCAUUAUUCUGAAGAAGUUGCACAGGAGAAUUUUCCCUUCUGUUGUACCCCGUGAACAAGACCACAGAGUUGCUAAUCUUGCACUGGCUGCACUCAGCUGCCCUUUAGUUGUCUCUCCCUCUGGUGUAGCUCACCUCCUUGAUCUGGUUCACUAUUCAAUCACGAACGAAAAUGGUAGCCAUAAGACGAAGCAAGCUGAACUAGAGCUAAAUCGCAGUGCCAUGAGGCUUCAAGCUGAGGGAAUAACAAUAAGACCCGCAAAUAGUGGUAAUAAUAAUAAUGGAAAUGCUCAAAAGGACAACAAGCUUGUUAAUAGCUUUGACUUUGUCAUAAAUUUCGAGAAUAGGGUGCUGGAAAUCUCACCGCUGCAUAUUAAUGAAUUUAAAGAAGUCAUAUGGAGGAACUUGAUUGCUUGGGAGCAGAGCAGAAUUGAGAUUAGAUGCAAAUUAACCUCGUAUGCUUUGUUUUUCCAAGGUUUGAUCUGCUGUGAACAUGACAUUGAACUGCUUGAGCAUGUCGGAGUUAUAGUGAACGACUCCAAGAAGAGCAAGAAGGAUUUGGAGAAGCUAUUUCGCACAAUCGCUGAGGGAGUUAUGUACAUGGACUCAUGUUAUAGCAAGACUUGUGACAGAUUGAACAAUCAUAAGGGAACCAAACCGUACAAAAAAUGGACUAUAAUGGCUUGGCAUCAGUGCAUGGAUAUAUUUGCCAUUGUUGUUCAUUAUUUGAUAACCUGGUUCAGUCUUUUGAAACUGAUUCAUGAAGUUUUCCCUACUGGCUGGAAACUCCUGGGAGUGUUGUCUGGUGCGGCGCUGCUAGGUCUCACUGCUACGCAGACAUAUUAUAUAGUCCCCGGCCACCAUUAGUGAAAUCACACUAUGCAUGCAUACUUCAAAUAUGCAUAAUAUCUGAAUAAUUACUUAAAACAUAUGAUUAUGAUUUCAAAUAAAUAGAACUUAUGUAUCAUAUAUAUGUCCCACAGACAUAUAUGAUAUUAAGAAAGCAGUUUGAUUAAAGUUCUCAGGAUGUAAAGAACAACUAAACCUGUUGGAUACAAUAAUCCCAUACUAAAUAUU
Messenger RNA from Abrus precatorius (Indian licorice), 1690 nucleotides. RefSeq names its product UPF0481 protein At3g47200-like. The record is from RefSeq and is a predicted model, not a curated record. Bases 53 to 1480 code for a protein of 475 amino acids. The transcript is spliced from 2 exons. NCBI's taxonomy places the organism in Eukaryota, Viridiplantae, Streptophyta, Magnoliopsida, Fabales, Fabaceae.